AAAUGGAAAUAAAAUUAAAAAAAUGAAAUGAAAUGACAAAAUGAAACAAACCAAACCAAAAUUGAAUAAUAAAAUCAAACUGAAAUGCAACUUGACAUCACAAAUAGUCAAAAAAUUAAAUAGCAAAUUUAAAUUAAAAUGCAAAAAUAAAGUAAAAUGGCAUUAAAUUACAAAAUGACAGAUGAAAUCAAAUUAAAUUUUAAAAUAAAACAAACGCAAACUGAUAUUAUAAAUAGUAAAAAUAAAGAAAUAAAAUGACAAAAUGAAAUAAAAUAAAAUAAAUAAUAAAUUAAAAUAAAACAACAACAUAAAAUAAAAUAAAAUGUUUGUGUGUGUGUGUGUGUGUAUGUAAUGUUAUCACACUGGGAAUUAUCACACUUGUAUUAAACAGCAUAUUAUAAGCAUAUAUAAACACUAAAAUAUUAAAUACAUAACUCAACUCAAAUGCUUGCUAUGCUAUAUUUGUACAUGUAAUUAAAAAAAAUAAAAAUACAAAUCUUUAGCCCAGUCUUUCUUAAGAAGAACACAAAGUUGAGAAGAAUACAAGUUAGAUUGCUGUUGUUGUAUAAUUAAAAAUACAACGUUUUUAAAAGGUGAGCCUUUAUACACAAAGAUAUGAAAUAAAUGCAAUAAAGUAAAUGAACAACAGCGUCCUCCAUUCACUCAUCGGUGUGUAUGACGUCACGCAGCUGCACGCCAAACAAACAGCGUAGUGGCACCGAGCGCGUGAGGGGAGGGACUGACAGCGCUCUGCUAAUCCUAUUGUGUCUCGCGCAGCCGGUGCGCGAGGUGCUGCUGUGCGGAGCGGUGGGGAACAUUAGUAGGAUUUAUUUCUGCAGUAGGCUACUCUGAAUCCAUACGCAUGUAACAGCCACCCGCAACUGGACGCAAAAGGGGGGCGACAGGGAGCGAAUGACAUCCAACCAUGAGACAUAUCUACUUAUGGCCAGCACACAGAAUGACAUGGAGGAUUGGGUGAAGAGCAUCCGCAGGGUCAUAUGGGCUCCGUUUGGAGGAGGAAUCUUUGGUCAGAAGUUGGAAGAGACGGUUCGAUAUGAACGUCGUUAUGGCAAUAAGAUGGCACCCAUGCUGGUGGAGCAGUGCGUGGACUUCAUCCGCCACUGGGGUCUACGAGAAGAAGGGCUCUUCCGUUUGCCCGGACAAGCCAACCUCGUCAAAGAGCUUCAGGAUGCUUUCGACUGUGGGGAGAAACCAUCUUUCGACUGUAACACAGACGUUCACACCGUGGCAUCUUUGUUGAAGCUGUACUUGAGAGAACUGCCUGAGCCGGUCAUCCCGUUUUGUAAAUACGAAGAGUUUCUGGCCUGCACCAAACUCCUCAGCAAAGACCAGGAUGCAGGAAUGAAGGAAUUAAGAAGGCAUGUAGAAGGUCUACCUCCGGUAAACUACAAUCUGCUUAAGUACAUAUGCAAGUUUUUGGAUGAAGUUCAGUCCUACUCAGGUGUGAAUAAAAUGAGUGUACAGAAUCUGGCUACAGUCUUUGGGCCAAAUAUUUUAAGGCCAAAGAUUGAGGACCCAGUGACUAUAAUGGAAGGCACAGUACUGGUCCAGCAAUUGAUGGCUGUUCUGAUUGGCAGCCAUGAUGUUCUUUUCCCACCCGAUGAGGACCAUACUAGCACUCUGGAACUGGUUAAUAAUAACAAUAAUGAGACGCAGAAACGGCCUAUGAAUGGUCAGAUUCAAAACAAAGAGAACAAUAACACUAGUGGGGUGCGACAGUGCACUUGGGACACGCCAGAAUCACCCAGCCGGGCUCCUCUGGACAAUGGCUCUCCUCGUCCGGGCAGCCCACGUAAUGGUUUUACGGGACAGCGAUUCGAGGUGGCCCGCAGUCCGCCGCUUUCUGUGAAAAAGAACCCGGCGUUUAGCAAAGGGAGCGGGAUUGUCACCAAUGGAUCGUUCAGUUCAUCCUCAUCGUCCUCAGGUGACGCCAAUCAGGAGAAAAUUCAGACUCUACCGAACAUGGGAACUCUUCAUGCCCGUCGGACAGGUGCGAUAAAAGGCUCAGGCACCAAAAUGGGCAUCCAGAACGGCGUCGUUCGGAUGGGCGUAUCCAGCACGGAGGUGACGAAUGGGACUCUAAAUGGACGGAAUGGACUCUGGGUGCCCAACGGUCACGUCAUGAUGCGCGAGGCUAAAAGUCGAGACGCCGAGCACCAGCAGAACCGCCUGUCCACAUACGACAACGUCCACAUCCAUCAGCAGACGACGACGCAGCCCAGUCUGAGCAGCAGCUGUGAGGACAAACAGAGCGUGGAUAGCGCCACGUGGUCCACCUCGUCUUGCGAGAUCUCUCUACCAGAAAACUCCACUUCUUGCCGCUCCUCCACGACCACGUGCCCAGAGCAGGACUUCUUUGGCAGCAACUUUGAAGAUCCUUUGUUGGACGGGCCAGUGCAGGAGGACAACGGACUGGCAGUGGACGAUAGGGAGCAGCGGACCAGUAACGGAGGAGGCCGGGGAAGCAGAGGAACCAGCAGCAGCGAUAACAGCGAAACGUUUGCCAUCACAAAUGGACCGACCAAUCACAGUGCACUGCACAGCCUGGUGGCCAGUCUCAAACAGGAAAUGCUCAAGCAGAAGAACGAAUACGAGGCCAGGAUCAAGAGUCUGGAAUUACGGAAUCUAGAGUUGGAGACUGUGAUGGCAAAUUUACAUGAAGAGCUGGACCAGGAGAAGAAGAAAUACACCAUGGUGGAGAUCAAGCUGAGGAACGCAGAGCGAGCCAAGGACGAUGCAGAAAAGAGAAACGAGAUGUUGCAGAAAGAGAUGGAGCAGUUCUUUUCCACCUUCGGAGACCUGACCGCAGACCCGCGACGGCCCGACAGAGCCAACACCAUCUGGAUCCAGUGAGUCGUUAACGGUCUACCAUUAACUUUACAUUGUGUGGGCUUGUGUUCAGACAGAACGGGACUACAUCAACCUUCACGGCAUCUUUGCACGUUUGGUGAGUGAAGCCCAUUGAGCCAAAUUUUUAGAACUGAACGUGGACCAGUUGUUGGAUUGAACCAGUUGGAUUCAUGAAGAGGGAUGAUGGGACGAUGCAGCUUGGAUAUUAAAAUGAAAGAUGAUUUUCAAACCAAAAGAAGGCAAUUCUGACCUGAGAGCGAAUGAUAAGAGGAACUCUUGACAGUUGUGCUUGAAUGUGAGAGAAUGAAUCAAUUACAUGAAUGAACAUUGAGUUUUAGAUGAUGGGAAACUCCUGAAGGACGACAGAAGCACGAAUGUCACUCCUAUUUCUUCUUGUGAUCCAACCAAAUGUGUCCUUGAGCUGUCGUGUAUCCUCUUGUGUAUAUAAAGGAGAAACAGCAUAAAAAAAAUUCCACAAUGAAAAACAAAUGUCUGUAUAAAUGCAAAUUAAUGUUUAAUGUACGUACUGAUAUUUAAACAGAGAAUUCUCAAUGUGUUACAUAUAAAUUUUAUAUCAAGGCUUUUCCUUGCACUUAAAGCAUAUGAAUUGCUAUGUUGUUUUUCAGUAUGGUACGUUAUGAAAUGUGGCAAAUAUUUUAAUGUCAGUCUUCCCUGUUGCUUUUUUGUAUAAUUUAUCACUGCAAAUAAAUCAUUUUCUUCAUCAGUAUUAAAAAUAAAACAUUUUAAGCAUAAAUCUAAAUCUAACAGUUUGGGGUGGGUUUUGCCAUAUAUAUAUAUAUAUAUAAUGGCUCAGAUCAAAUUUAAGGUGUUUUUAGUGGAGAAAAAUAUUGAUGAAGAAUCAGAUUUUUUUGCUGUGCCACAGCGUUCCCCACAUGACCAAAACCAAGUAGACCUGUAAAUACUUGUGAAAACACUGCAAACGCUCAGCCUGUCUUCGUUAUUUGUGCCUGUCGCACAUCAUUUGCUUGCAGCGGUGCUAGAUGGGAGGAAGUCUGUUCAAAUGAAGACCGAGAUGGGGUUUGUUCAUAUCUCGGACCAUGUGGGGUCAUUUGCCUUGUCGCAGCUGUCCAUGCUUCUACUGUAGCUUGAUGCAUUCAGUGAAAUGCAAUGAAAUUAAAUUAUGUGACCUCAUUUAAACUUGUCUUAAAUUGUGUUGU
Messenger RNA from Onychostoma macrolepis, 4049 nucleotides. It is a transcript of the gene arhgap24, whose product is annotated as Rho GTPase activating protein 24. Bases 913 to 2874 code for a protein of 653 amino acids. Lineage: Eukaryota; Metazoa; Chordata; Actinopteri; Cypriniformes; Cyprinidae. Gene Ontology annotation, biological process: negative regulation of Rac protein signal transduction; activation of GTPase activity; signal transduction. The record is from RefSeq and is a predicted model, not a curated record. Gene Ontology annotation, cellular component: focal adhesion. Gene Ontology annotation, molecular function: GTPase activator activity. The transcript has 8 exons.